Synchiropus splendidus (mandarinfish) is the source of this 3867-nucleotide messenger RNA. It is a transcript of the gene ccdc120b, whose product is annotated as coiled-coil domain containing 120b. The transcript has 11 exons. The record is from RefSeq and is a predicted model, not a curated record. The coding region runs from base 385 to 2220 and encodes 611 amino acids. NCBI's taxonomy places the organism in Eukaryota, Metazoa, Chordata, Actinopteri, Syngnathiformes, Callionymidae.
CCGGUGCAGAAGGAAACCUUUCUCUUCAGUGUGAGCAGCGGAGAUGCGCAGUGCUCCGACGCUGCUGCUGCUGCUGCUGAAUUACAAUUGAGGCUGCAGACAUGAGGACGAGCCUCAGCCGCGGAUGACUGUCACCCCGCGGAUCUCUCGCCUUCCUCCGCCAUGGACACCACCGGAGACGUCGCUCAGGCUCGCGGGACUCCGCUGUAGAUAAGUGAGCAGAUGUGCUGCGGCUCCCACUGAUGCUAUCUGACAUCUCUGCAAAGACCCUCAUGCUGAUCUGCUGCUGACUGGACAGAAAUGCAAACACUGACACGUGGCUGCUACUGCGAGGUGAAGGUGUGGCCAGAAGAGUGAAGUGACUCGACCCUAUCGUUACAUCACAUGGAGGUCAAAAGUCAUCUGAUCACAUCCAUGGGUUUGGGGGCUCCAGAUGUUCCAGGCUGUCAGGACAACAAGCUGCAGGCGGAGAGGAUCUCGGCUCUGCAGGAGAGGAAGCAGGCCCUGGAGGCUCUGCUCCACAGCAGAGUGGGAGAGCUCAAACAAAUCUGCCUGCAGGAAGCGGAGCUGACUGGGAAGCUGCCGCGUGCUUUCCCCUUGGAGACGGGUGAUAAACCCCCAGUUGUGCAGCGCAGAGCUGGCCUGCUGCCUGACAGCAAAGCAGAGGAUGACACCCAAAGAAAGCAAAUGAAAGCCAUCUUCAGCGGGACGCUGUACCGACACUCAGAGUCUGGCAUCCCCAGUAACAAGAGGACGGUUCAUCGUGGUUGCCAUACAGAGGACGCUGUCAUGUCAGAGAGCACAAGCUCCAUGUCAGAUUCAACAUCCCACGACAACGAGUCCUCUCCCAGUGUGGCAGCAGACCAGCGCUCUCAGUCGCAGCCCCGACUCACAGUGGGCAGCCCGGACCACAGGAUCAGCAGGAAACUCUCUCCGGUGGAGAUCUAUUACGAGAUGAGGACGCGUCGCAAUUCAGCCACUAACUCUGUCAGCCCAACUCACUCCUUGCCCAGAAGUACGUCGAAUGUUGAAGGUAGAAGUGUCCCGGCCACGCCCCUCCUGGCCCGGACUGCCCCCAUCAGUGUCCAUGUCAGGUCAGAUGCCUCGGCUGGGAACGGGAUAAAGCAGUGGUCUGGCAGUCUGGAUGUACCAUACAUGGUUCCGCUGGCUCAGGAAGGCUCCUCCUCUGACCGCCGCAGCUGUCCGUACACCUCCAGGGCCAGACGCAGCAACAGCUCUGAAGCCUUGCUGGACCGAUCAAGCAUUCCCGACGAUCCAACACCAAGAAAUGGGAUGCACCCAAAAGGAGGUCCCUAUAAGAGUUCAGAGACACUUACCGAUGGUAAGCUCCAGCAGAUCCACCUGGGCAGCCCGGGGGACCUGGUGGAUGGAUCGGUCGAGCAAGCCAAAAUGCGUCUGUCUAUGGGAGGCAGGGCUGCUGGAGGGGGCUAUAAUGAGCUGCUGAUGGACUACAUCUGGGGGAAACAGCAGAGGAUGCAGGUGCAGCAGCAGCUGUACCAGUCCACCGGCAGGAUCUGGCAGGACGGGCCUUCACCACGCUCUUCCACGGCUGCAGUUCCUCCUCAUGCCAAUGGAUUCUCCCAUUCCCAGGUUCACCUCCCCACCGCUGCUCCGCCGUUCAGCCCCAUGGUGCUACGGGGGUCCCAGGCUGAGCUGCGGCGAGUCAAAGUUACCAGAACCAAAUCCUGUGGCCCCUUUAUUCCUUUACAACAACACCCCCAGGAUGCCAUUUUGCUGUCACCGUAUGAGACCCCUCUCCCAACUUCUACCACAUCUUCCAUCCCCAACCUACUCCCCUACCAGACAGAGCUGUCCGGCCCCGGUUUCGGACGCAGACCCCCACAGUUCUCCCUUCCGACACCGGAGGACUCGACGCGAAGCUUGCAUAAAGCUCUGGCGUUGGAGGGACUAAGGGAUUGGUAUCUACGAAACGCACUGGGGUAUCCCACUGCCUCCAAGAGUCACGAGGCAGGAAUCUCCCGCCUCUCACACCCGCACCCUCUGAUGCACCAGAACCAACACGUUCAAGGUGAUGCAGCGAACAUGCACCGGGCCCAGAUGCCGCAGUCAGUCAGCUUCCACGGACACCCGCUGCAUGGGAGGUCGGUGGAGUUGUCCCUCUAUCAGGACACCUCUCAUCCGCAAAUGAACGAGGUGACCCCAAAGGAAACCAGCGCAGACCCUGGCACCCUGGUCUGAUGGAGCCCAGCGAACCGAGCAUGCUGAAACAAUGUGACCUCAACACUGAAACAAAACUGGACGACCUCAGCAGAAAAAAAAAAUGUCGAAUUGUAGCUGUACAGGGUGAGAUGUUCGUUGUGAACCUCUGAGGUGACUUACAGGACAUCGAAUAUUCUGGUCAUGCUGUACGUCUUACUGUAUAGUGAUAUCCCCCAUUAGCUCUGAGAUCAUUUACUUUUCUACAGAAUGUAUUCAGCUAAAAUCCUAUUUUCUAUCUUCCGAGUAUAACAGCAGAUAUAUUCAAAUAAUUUAUUACCUUUUUUUCUAUCCGAUAGCUGUCUGGUGUUCCUUCAGUCAACCCCCAUCUUAUGUUGUGAUCGCCUUCAAAUGUGGACAGACGAAUUGGGCCGUGAACUGUAGCAAACUCAAGUAGCAGUCAGGAGUGCCUCCGUUUAAAUGUGCUUAUGUUGGAAACUACUUCAAAUCUGAGCGGAAAUAAUCCAAAAAUAUUGAUGUCACUAAAUUAGAGCGUUUGGUAAGAUGUCAUGUUCUUUAUCUUUUUGUGCUGGAUAACUAGGUAGCCUACUCUGUUUUGACUCUGGCUGACACCUUCCACCAGAUGGAGUGUCCCAGUGGAGCAGUGGGAAUGUACACUGUCAUGCAGAGCACUUUAUAAACAUCUUGAGCCUUAAUUCCCUGAGCAUUCGCCAAGACAGUGGAACAAACGGGGAAGUGAGGUCAUGCCCUGAGUGUGUAAAUAGUGCUGAUUCCUGUACUAACAAUGUACAUUCUUUAAACUAACCACAUCAAACAGUAUAACCUGAGCAGCCUCCUGCUACUUUUCCCCUGAUGUGGCGCUAUAUAAGGUUGUAAAAGAGUGUGAACAGAGGCGGUUCUGAAUGACGGAGUGAGCAGGUCUCACACCAGACUGAUGACUUUUGUAUUUGGAGCAUUAUCAUGAUCGUGUUUGUAAAUCUGUCGCCAGAAAAUAAAUGCCUGUCAUCUUUUUUGUUGAAAAAUCAUUUUGCAAUUUAAAAAAAAUACUGCCAGAUCAGAACUUGUAUUUGUUGUGACGUGAACAAAACUAUUUUUAGAUUUGUUUCCAUGCUCAGUUGAGUUUUGUAUUCAUUUGAAUGUAAUGUGUCCUGAAGCGUCAUGUUGUAUGCUGAUGAUUGCAUUUUCUACUUUCAAAUCAAGAACCUCCAGUCCACGGUGGGAUGUUGCCCGAGUUUCACCAAGGUUCAAACCAUUCUCUCAGUCUCUCAUUUCUUGAGUUGAACCCAUGACCAAACUGCUGUGCACUGGGGGUCAUAAAUGUAUUUUUCAUAAACUCUACCCUGUAUGAUGAAAAUAAAGGAUAUAAAUUUAGCUAUGAAGCAAAUUUAUUCAAACUAUAUUAUAUUUAUGGACAUUUUUGUAAUGACUGUAGCUUAUUCUCACCUGUAUGGGAAUUCAAAACGUGUUUAAAAUGUUUCCUUCAGCAGUGUUGCUAACUAAAACAUGUAAAUACUUUUACCUUUUAUUUUCUGAAGCCUUUUUAAAAAAAAGCUAUUUAAAGACGUGUGUCUUUUCUCCUUUACUAGAUUGUUAAAAUAAGAAUCCAAUAGGCCUCCACUAUACUGUGCAUAUGAGACUGCCUACUCAUUCUACUAAAUAAAGUUUCAU